CACCUACCCUCCAGCGCCCUCUCCAUCCCCCGAAUCUAUGAUACGCGUGAAUAAAUACGGCAGCAAGUAAACACGGGGAGUUUGGAAUAAGUAGAGAGAGGGGUUCCAAGAAAAGCACAAAAGCAACAAAAAUGGCAGGAGCAAGCAGAUUGCUAAGGACUAGCAGAGCUCUCCAAUCAGAUCACCACCCUCCAUUUUCCUCUUCUUCUUCCAAUUUUUGUCGUCUCCCGUGUCCCAAGUUUCUGACCGGUCGAGGAGCGAAGAGCAUUCUUCCACAAGACUGCCGGGGAAGGAAGAGGGUGCCCGUCUCUCCGGGCACCGCGGUGACCUCACCUGAAAAGAAGCACGAGCCUUCUUUUUUCGAAAAGGGGAUGGAGAUUAUGGAUCUCUCAUCUUCCCGCGUAGCUCAGGUAGCAAAGCUGGCUCUCACACUCUUCGUUCCAUCGCGGCAGGAGGCUCCAGAGGGAUUUUCUUCUGCGCAUUCCGAGAUGCUCGUCGAAACCGGGAUCGCUGGAUGCCAAUCCUUCACACUAAUCGCGGUUGCAGGAUCCCUGAUCGGCUCGGUCUUGUGUUUCGUUGAGGGUUGCUUCCUUGUUCUGGAGGCAUUUUUCCAGUACUUCCAUAUGAUAUCACAACGGCUGGCUGAAGGAGGUAUCAUACAGCUACUCAUCGAAGCCAUAGAUACGUUUCUUGUUGGAACUGCUCUGCUUACGUUCGGGAUGGGGUUGUAUGUCAUGUUUUCCGGCUCUGCCGACACUAAACAGAACAGAGGAUGGCAAAUUGCCGAGUCCAGCCUUGGCUCAUUUAACCUUCAGGUUAGAUAUUUGGAUUUAACUGAGAAACAUUUCAGCAGGAAUCUCAUAAUAUUGCUAAAUCGUUUUCAGAUGCUUGCAAAGAGUAUGGAGAUGCAGUCGAUAUCAGAGGCAAAAUCAAAAAUUGGGCAUGCCAUACUUUUGAUACUUCAAACAGGGAUGUUAGAAAAGUUCAAGAACGUGACCUUGGCCAGUGGCUUGGAUCUAGCUUGCUUUGCCGGAGCUGUAUUCAUCUCCUCAGCUUGUGUUUUCCUCCUUUCGAAGCUCACAAUGCAACGAAGCAAAAGUGCAUGGAUAUAAUUCAUCACAGGCUACCAGAUUAGAAAAACAACUGCAGGAUACUUCUCAGAGGAUCAGAAUUAUUCAAUCCAAAUUUUAUUCAAGUGUCGUAAUUAAUCAAUCACAGUUUUUUUUUCUCUUUUUUUUUGGUGGGGCUGAGAAACUUGACAGAAACUGACGCAGUGAUAAAGCAGUAAGUAUGAAAAGCAGGAAUUACAG
Molecule: messenger RNA, 1310 nt
Organism: Phoenix dactylifera (date palm)
Lineage: Eukaryota; Viridiplantae; Streptophyta; Magnoliopsida; Arecales; Arecaceae
Source: RefSeq, a predicted model, not a curated record